Pungitius pungitius (ninespine stickleback) is the source of this 2421-nucleotide messenger RNA. It is a transcript of the gene cdh13, whose product is annotated as cadherin 13, H-cadherin (heart). Gene Ontology annotation, biological process: calcium-dependent cell-cell adhesion; sprouting angiogenesis; cell morphogenesis. Gene Ontology annotation, cellular component: catenin complex; adherens junction; plasma membrane. NCBI's taxonomy places the organism in Eukaryota, Metazoa, Chordata, Actinopteri, Perciformes, Gasterosteidae. The transcript has 15 exons. Bases 75 to 2237 code for a protein of 720 amino acids. Gene Ontology annotation, molecular function: cadherin binding; calcium ion binding. The record is from RefSeq and is a predicted model, not a curated record.
AAACUGAGAGGGGGGAGAAGCCAUUGUUAAAGUUCUUAAUUGCAUGCCGGCUUCCUCUGCCACGAUGUGUGAAAAUGUCUUCUGUGAAGAAGUGUGUUAUCCUCAGCCGACCUUACAAAUGUAAUGUUGCCCUUGUGGGUGGCCAAGAGGAUGGAGGCCACGACGGCUGCUCCCCAGGCUUUCAGGUCAAACGCUACCAGCUGCUGUUCAGCGGAUCCUUCCAGAAAGGCCAGGCUCUUGUACAAGUCGAGUUUGAUGACUGUGCGGGGAACGAAGACGUGCAGUUUGAGGUGUCGGACCCCAGCUUCUUUGUGGAUGGAGAUUUGAAUCUGGUGGCCCAGCAAGAUGUCCUUCAAAGCCAGCCAGUCCUGUUCAUCCACGGGCUCAGUGCACACGCAGAGGACACGGCACAGGUGGAAGUCACUGGACUUCCUGCUCAGUCGCCGCACACUCUCCGGGAUUUCCUGGGUGGGGGCCAGACGCUGCCUUUCAGAUCAAAGAGAUCCCUGCUGAUCCCUCCGGUGAUCGUGACUGAGAACCAGAGAGCUCCUUUUCCCAGGAAAAUUGGCAAGAGCCAUGUGAUUUCAAAAGAGAAGUUGGGGAACCAUAUCUUCCGUCUGACAGGCCCCGGUGCUGACCAGCAUCCCAAAGGUCUCUUCACCAUUGACAUAGACACAGGAGAAGUGUCUGUCAGCCGCUCACUGGACCGGGAAGCCAUUGACUCCUACCAGCUGGAAGUUUCUACCACUGACUUCGCUGGAAACCUUAUUGAGGGACCGGCCCUACUUGUCAUAACUGUCAUCGACCAAAAUGACAACCGGCCCAUCUUCAAAGAGUUGAGCUACACCGGAGAGGUGCUCGAGGGAUCCCCAACAGGUACCACGGUGAUGAGGAUGACAGCGCUCGACGCAGACGACCCCGGCACAGACAACGCCGUGCUGCGCUACAACAUCGUCAGGCAGUCUCCGGACAAGCCGUCCCCCAACAUGUUCUACAUCGACGCGGAAAGGGGCGACAUUGUGACCAUCAUCUCCAACAAGUUACUUGACAGAGAGACACUACCGACCACGACAUACGAGUUAGAGAUUGUGGCCAAGGACAUGGCGGGGAGCGAGGUGGGCCUGACAGGAACAGCCACAGCGACCAUUAUCAUCACGGACAAGAACGACCAUGCCCCCGAGUUCACGCAUACGCUGUUUGAGGCGCACGUGUUCGAGGGCUCUACCGGAGUGGUGGUUAACCUGACGGUGGACGACAGGGACGACCCGGACACGGGGGCGUGGAGAGCGAUCUACUCUAUAAUUAAAGGAGAUCCCACGCUGAGCUUUAAGAUCCAAACCAACCCGGACAAUAACGAGGGAAUGCUGUCCGUUUCCAAGCCUUUGGACUACGAGGCCAAAGCGCCCCACACGCUACUCAUCAAAGUGGAGAACGAGGACCCUCUGGUUCCUGAUGUCGGGUACGGCCCCAGCUCCACAGCCACUGUCCACAUCAGAGUCCUGGACAUCAACGAGGGCCCCGUCUUCUUCCCAGACCCCCUGGUAGUCAGCAGGAUGGAAAACAUUCCUUUAGGCAGCUUCGUGGCCUCACUCAACGCCACAGAUCCAGAUAUUUUACAGGUCCAGAGCAUCAGGUAUGCUGUUCUGCGAGACCCGGCUGGCUGGCUGAGUGUGAGCCCAGUCACAGGAGCCGUCAACACCUCGGCCCCUCUGGACCGCGAGUCUCCUUAUGUCCACGACAACAAAUACACGGCCGUCUUCAUCGCCACAGAUAACGGCAGCCCUCCAGCAACAGGCACCGGCACAUUGGUCAUUCACCUGGAAGACUACAAUGACAAUGCCCCCUAUGUGGUGCCAUCGAUAGCGCGGGUGUGUGAAGACGCCCAUGAUAUGAACGUGGCGAUAGUCGGGGGGCGGGACAAAGACCUCCCGCCCAACGCAGCGCCCUUUAAAAUAGAACUUGGAAAACAGCUCGGCCUCGAUAAAACAUGGAAGGUCACCAGGGUCAACUCCACGCACUCCCAAGUCAUGCUCCUGCACCCCCUGAAGAUGGCCAACUACCAGCUGCCGUUGCUCAUCACCGACUCAGGGGUGCCCCCUUUGUCCAACAACACCGAGAUCAAAGUCCAAGUGUGCGUCUGUAAGAAGAACAAGAUGCACUGCAGCUCUGGCCCCUCCCACCGCGCCGGCCUUCUAGUGCUGCUCGCAACCCCCCUGCUCGCCCUGCUCUGCCUGUAGAUUCUGCUGAAACCUCCCGUAGUCCUUUUUGCAACACUGAAAAGCAACGACUUAUCUCCCCCCCCCCCCCGCCACGCAACCCAGGCUUAGGAGAGGAGGAGGAGGAGGAGGAGAAGAAGAAGACGACGAAAAAGAUGAUGAAGAAGCGGGAAGAAAAGUUUUCACUGAAAAAAAAAAAAGAAAA